AUGAAACACUCAUUACCGCCAAAACCUUGCCCUCUCAAAAUCGAGGGCAAGCAGGGCCAGAAGCUUCCGAAUCUGAUAAUCUUCAUGCCAGAUCAACUUCGUUAUGAUUCACUUGGGUGUACAACCGCGGGGAGAUUUCCUGUCAAGACUCCAAACAUCGAUGCUUUCAGUCGACGUGGAACUCUUUUUACCAAUUGUUUCGUGCAAGCUUCAGUCUGCUCUCAGUCACGAUGCUCCAUGUUUACUGGUACCUACCCUCAUGUCAGUGGUCAUCGAAGUUUGGAGAACCUCAUUAAACCGUGGGAACCAAACAUGUUUCGCAGCUUGAAGGAAAAUGGUUACCACGUCGCCUGCCUGGCUCCAAGAGGUGACACUUUCGCUCCGACCGUGACCGAGCUCAGCGUAACCGAGUACGGCUUUCUCGAGACUCCAGAGUUCAUCCCUAAGUUCCGAGGGGAAGACUCGAAAGAAAAAGAUGAAAGCAUCUGGGGACGACUAUUUUAUCGAGGACUCCGGAAUCCUUCUGAAGUCGUGGAUUACGACGAGGCCGUGGUGAGGUCUGCCAUCUCAUGGCUGGAAUGUCCGCCUCCAGAUAAGCCUUGGGUCCUGUUCAUGCCGCUCAUAUUCCCCCAUUGUCCCUUUCAAGUCGAGGAACCAUACUUCUCAAUGUACAACCGCUCUGAAAUGCCACCGGUAUUGUCCUUGCCAGAAAAGAAAACCGGCUAUGAACCAAGAUAUAUGAAGGCCAUUCGCGAUCAAUAUGGCACGCACCGUGCAACGCCCGAAAUUUGGGCCGAAAUCAAAUCCACCUACUUCGGUAUGAUCUCCCGUUUGGACGAUCAGUUCGGCCGAAUCGUUGAUAAACUUGAUUCUCUGGGUCUGUGGAACGAGACGGUCACCAUGUUCUUCACCGACCAUGGCGAGUAUCUCGGCGAUCACGGUCUGAUUGAAAAAUGGCCGUCCGGUUUAUCUGAAACUCUGACGCGGGAGCCUUUGAUCAUAGGUGGCGGAGGUUUGCCAGAGGGGCAAGUCACUGAUGUGAUGGCUGAGAUGGUCGAUUUGGCGCCGACGGUCUUUGAGCUCUGUGGAAUCGGAGAGCACUUCCCACAUAAUGGGAAAUCCCUCAUACCUGUCCUUGUUGAAGGCAAGAAAGAGCACAGAAGAUUCGCCUUUACCGAAGGAGGGUUUCUGACCAGCGAGGAACCCCUGCUAGAACAGGCGCCAUAUCCAUAUGAUAUUAAAGCAAGCUUGCAACAUGAGGACACCACUCUCGCGGGUAAAGCGAUUAGCAUUCGGAACAAAGAAUGGACAUAUAUCUAUCGAUUAUAUGAGCCAGCUGAGCUCUAUCAUCGUAUCAAUGACCCAGAGGAGAUGCACAAUCUGGCCGCGGAUCCGAAUUAUGUUGCCGUUGGCCGGUCAUUGGAGAGUGAGAUCUUUCGCUGGAUGGUCGAGGAGUCGGACUUCCUUCCCUGGCAAAAAGACACUCGGUUCCCCGAGGUCACACUGAAGAGUCCAAAAGAACAAUUACUUGAGCGAUUGGAACAGGCCGGGAAGGGAAUGAACGGCCGUGCCAUUGAUGGCACCGUCGUAAAUGGGCAUGCCAAAUAG
This is a messenger RNA of Rhinocladiella mackenziei CBS 650.93, 1608 nucleotides long. RefSeq lists its product as uncharacterized. Gene Ontology annotation, molecular function: iduronate-2-sulfatase activity. The record is from RefSeq and is a predicted model, not a curated record. The transcript has a single exon. Bases 1 to 1608 code for a protein of 535 amino acids. NCBI's taxonomy places the organism in Eukaryota, Fungi, Ascomycota, Eurotiomycetes, Chaetothyriales, Herpotrichiellaceae.